UCUUGAUUGUAUAUUGCUGUUGCGGAUUAAUUGCUAGAGCAAUAUGCAAAAGCCUCAGCUCAGGAUGGAAAUUCUACUUAGUUGAGGAGCAUUACAUAAAAAGAAGAUGAGUCUUUGUAGACCUUACCCAUUAAAGCUUUAGCGCUAGGUAAUUCAGUAAGUCUUCUACUGAGUUUAAUAUCAUCUUCCCAUCUCAGAGCUGACAAAAUCUCCCCAUCUCAGGUUUUAACCAAUUUCUGUUCGAGAUUUGCAUAUUGUUUACCAAUUAAUGGUGCUUUUUUCAAUCUCUCGGUCCCUUUCAUCAUCAGUUCGCUUCCAAAACCCCAAAGUCUCGAUAGUACAGUUUAGUGUAGCCUCGGGAGAUAUACUCAAUCACUUGCAAGAAAAUAGUGGCAAUGUGGAGAAAACCCUAUCUACGUUUAAGGGACCACUGGAUUCCAAAUUUGUGAGCGGGGUCCUACACAGAUGCUAUCCUAGCCAGUCUCAUACGGGUCUCCGGUUUUUUAUAUGGGCUGGUCUUCAAUCAGAUUAUAGGCAUACUCCUUACAUGUAUAACAAAGCUUGUAAAUUGUUUAGCAUUAGUCAGAAUCCGAAACUUCUUUUUGAAGUUAUUGAGGCUUACAGGGCUGAGAGAUGUUCUGUUACCGUUAAGACUUUUAAGGUUGUCUUGAAUUUGUACAAACAAGCGAAACUUGCAGAUGAGGCAUUGUUGGUAUUGAGGAAAAUGCCGGAAUUUGGUUUGAGAGCAGAUACUACUAUGUAUAAUUUGGUUAUAAGGUUGUUUUGCGUAAAGGGUGAUAUGAAUACAGCUGAAACUUUGAUGAAAGAAAUGGGUUUGAUUGAUCUUUAUCCAGAUAUGAUCACUUAUGUUGAAAUGGCUAAAGGGUUUUGCAGUGUAGGUCGAUUGGAUGAUGCAUUUCGAUUGUUUGAGGUUAUGAAGGAACAUGGUUGUUUGCCCGAUAAGGUUUUGUACUCUGUUCUUCUUCAUGGGAUCUGUAAAUUCGGGAAUAUGGAGAAAGCCCUUGAGUUGCUAGAUGAAAUGGAGAAAGAAGGUGGAAGUUGCAGUCCUAAUGUAGUAACGUAUACGUCUAUUAUUCAAAGGUUUUGCGAGAAAGGUCAGACAUUGGAAGCACUGGAGGUUCUUAAUCGAAUGGAAGCUCGUAACUGCUCUCCAAAUCGUGUAACAGCUAGUUGUUUGAUCGAGCGUUUUUGUUUGGAGGGUCGACUUAAUGAGGCCUAUAAAUUGAUUGAUAAGGUUGUUAAGGGAGGCGGUGUUUCUUACGAAGAAUGCUAUAGUUCUCUCGUGGUGUCGUUGAAACGAAAUAAACGGACAGAGGAGGCUGAGAAGCUGUUUAGGAAAAUGCUCGACGGUGGGUUGAAACCAGACGGUUUGGCCUGCAGCAUUAUGAUAAAGGAGCUUGCUUUGGGUGGUCGAGUUGUAGAUGGAUAUGAGUUGUGUGAUGAAAUUGAGAAGAUGGGAUACUUGACUUCCAUUGAUUCUGAUUUAUAUUCUCUGCUUUUGGUGGGACUUUGUGAAAGAAAUCACUCAGUGGAGGCUGUGAAACUGGUAAAACUAAUGCUCGUGAAAAGAAUUAAGCUUAAAUCUCCUUACAUUGACAGUAUAGUUGAAAUCCUUAAGAAGUCUAGAGAUGAGGAGUUAGUUAACCAUUUAACUGAAAAUUUGAAAAGUUUUAUACCUAAAGUAAUUAUUGAUUCUUCAAAUUGAAUCACUAGUUAAAAAGACUAAGGUAGUUGAGCUGAGUGUUUAGUAUUUGUUUGUUUAUUCAAGCAAAAUAUAAAAAGGACAGGUUCUUGUUUCAUUGAAUCAGAUCUAUUUCUCAUCAUCAUAUCAUUGGAAUUUGGAAGCUCUUCUUAAGAAAAAAUAAUGAAAAUAAUGUAUUGUGAGUUUUAA
Molecule: messenger RNA, 1912 nt
Organism: Cannabis sativa
Lineage: Eukaryota; Viridiplantae; Streptophyta; Magnoliopsida; Rosales; Cannabaceae
Product: pentatricopeptide repeat-containing protein At5g47360
Exons: 2
Coding region: 269-1726 (485 amino acids)
Molecular function (GO): protein binding
Source: RefSeq, a predicted model, not a curated record